AAAUUAUUUACUCGUUCUAGAAAUUGAUUGAACACAAUAAAUAGAAACAUAUUUUGAAGCACCUGUGGAUUUCAUAGAUAGCAUGCGCCAACAGAACUGCGCCUUUUCCUCUACCCCAACCCCUUUCUCAUCAGUAGUGCUACUGGCUCUGGGUGUCGUGCCACGAAUUUUUCAGUCGUUGCAUGCAGUCACGUCUCUCCGGGGGUCCGAUAGUAAAUCAAAAUAUUUCUCGUUCGUCGGGCAAAUAGUUUUUGAAAACGAUUUAAACGAAAAAACAUAUGAAAUACGCCGAGUAUUAUUAUUUUGUUUUAUUGAUUUUUAAUGAAUUAAACAUGUAUCAUUAGUUUUGAAAGUGUUCAAAUUGUGUGUAGUUAAAUUUUGUUAAAUUAAUAGUAGGUACUAAAGUAUGUUAUAUGAAAAUAUCACAAAAAUAAACAUUCAUAUUUAGGUAGGUCGGACGAUUGGAUUCACCGAUGGGUACCUGAGUUUCGAGACACCAUAAUAUAUUAUUGCGGACACUGGAUCGGAUUCAUUUCUUUUAAAAAUGGGAGAAGUAUUUUAUACACUCAUAACUCUAGUUGUGCUGUGGUCUCCGUUUGCGGUGUGUUUGAAUCAUACGGGAUGGCUUCGUCGAGUGUCACAGCCUCCGUUUCCGGAAGUGCGUAUGCGCCAUAUGCGGCAUUCCGGUCUUUCCACAGAACAGUUUAUAUGGCCCUUGAAAAAAGAGGCCGUAGUCGAGGGCGAUUUGCUUCUCGGUGGACUGAUGAUGGUCCAUUCUCGCGAGGAUACACAAUUCACUUGCGGUCCGAUAAUGGCUCAGGGUGGUAUACAAACUGUAGAGACGAUGCUCUAUACCUUGGAUCAAAUUAACAAGCAGUGGACCAAGUUUAAAAUUGGAGCCCUCAUAUUGGACGACUGCGAUAAGGAUACGUAUGGAUUGGAAAUGGCUAUAGACUUCAUAAAAGGUUCAAUUAGCAAUAUAGAUGAAACUCAAUAUUUUCAUUGCAACAAGUCUCAAGUAAGAAAAGUAAUAUCUGGCGUGGUUGGUGCGGCGUCAAGUGUCACAUCUGUUCAAGUAGCAAAUUUAUUAAGACUUUUCAAAAUACCUCAGGUAAAUGUUAAAUAAAAAUGAAUUACUUAGUUA
Acyrthosiphon pisum (pea aphid) is the source of this 1144-nucleotide messenger RNA. RefSeq names its product metabotropic glutamate receptor 3-like. Gene Ontology annotation, cellular component: membrane. Lineage: Eukaryota; Metazoa; Arthropoda; Insecta; Hemiptera; Aphididae. The transcript is spliced from 3 exons. Bases 545 to 1126 code for a protein of 193 amino acids. The record is from RefSeq and is a predicted model, not a curated record. Gene Ontology annotation, biological process: G protein-coupled receptor signaling pathway. Gene Ontology annotation, molecular function: G protein-coupled receptor activity.